This is a messenger RNA of Oryza sativa Japonica Group (Japanese rice), 1074 nucleotides long. RefSeq lists its product as uncharacterized. The record is from RefSeq and is a predicted model, not a curated record. Gene Ontology annotation, biological process: positive regulation of ATP-dependent activity; protein folding. NCBI's taxonomy places the organism in Eukaryota, Viridiplantae, Streptophyta, Magnoliopsida, Poales, Poaceae. Gene Ontology annotation, molecular function: ATPase activator activity; protein-folding chaperone binding. Gene Ontology annotation, cellular component: cytosol.
AAGAGGUUUUUUUUUUAAUUAUUUUUGCCGGGUCUCGCCGCGAAGACGCCAUCGGAGGCAGGCAGCCCGGUCCAGCCCACCAAGCAGGUGAGGGGCGGAGAUGGAGGAGACGGCGGCGGCGGCGGCGGAGAAGGCGACGUCGUACAGUUACUGGGUGCGGGAGGCCACGGGCGACGCCGCGCCGCUUCCUGCGCCACGCAAGAUCGACGCCGCCGACCUCGCCGCCAAGCCCGCGCCCACCACCCUCGGCUCCGUCUGGAACAAGGCUGGAACCUGGGAGGAAAAGAACCUCAAUUCAUGGGCCAACGGUAGGAUAAAGGAUUUGCUGGGCUCAUUAGACCCUUUGGAAUUUUCUACUGGGAAGGCAUCUGUUUACGAAGUAUCCAAGUGUUCAGGCGAUGCAUUUCUGGUCACUGUCCGUAAUAAGAAGAGAGUAGGCUAUACUUAUGAGCUGGGCUUAAAAUUUAAAGGUGAAUGGUUAAUUAAGGAAGAAAACAAGAAGGUGAAAGGCUAUCUGGACAUUCCAGAAUUUUCAUUUGGUGAACUUGAAGACUUAGAGGUGCAAAUAAGUUUUACCGACAUCAAGGACCUCUCGUCCGACAACAAGGCACAAAUCAGCAAGGAUUUGAAGUCGUUUCUUGCACCGAUCCGGGAGAAACUGCGCAAGUUUGAAGAAGAGCUCAAGGAUAGAUAGCAAAGCUGCAAACUUGGUUGGAAGCAUCACGUAUCAAAAGAUGAUGGCUUAAUCUAUAGCCAUUUCACGUAUCAAAAGACUGCUUCAGACGUUUACUGCUAAAAGUUUGUUCCAAUACUUGCUGCAAUAUGCACCGUGUUUGUUUCAUUGCCGAUACAUUCAUACUUGUGCCACUGUUGAACUUACAAGACCAAUUGAGCAGAAAUUUUCUGAAGCUAUAUUCCUGUCAGUUCUGUAGUUUGUAUUCAGGUAGCCAGGCCCAUGGGCCACAACUCGAAACAGGUUUCGGCCCAAUCGGCUUGUAUAUCUGAUUCAGUAGCACUGUGGCAAUUCACCAAUCAGAACUCAGAAAUUCAGAACUGAACAGUUUGUUUUCCAUA